Messenger RNA from Aspergillus wentii DTO 134E9, 615 nucleotides. RefSeq lists its product as uncharacterized. The transcript is spliced from 3 exons. The record is from RefSeq and is a predicted model, not a curated record. Bases 1 to 615 code for a protein of 204 amino acids. NCBI's taxonomy places the organism in Eukaryota, Fungi, Ascomycota, Eurotiomycetes, Eurotiales, Aspergillaceae.
AUGAGGUCUUCCAAGGCUUCCAAGUGGGCUCAGACUAGACUCUCGGACCGAAAGAAAGAAUUGGAUGAGAAAUGGGUACCAAAGAAGGGUCUCUCCUUGGCCAGCAAAGAAAACUGCCGAUUCUUGAGUUUCGACAAAUACGCGGCCAAGCCUUUUCGGUUUUCGUGUCGUACCUGUGCUGGCUGUCCUGAAUUUUUGGACGAAGCAGAGAUAGAAGCGCUCCCAACAGAGCAAAGAGGCGAAGAAACGAAAGCCAACCAGUGCGCCUGCGACGCGCCCUCGCUCGAGGUUGCUCAUGUUGUGGCAAGGCAGGAUACCGCCAGCAAAAUGCUGAGAGCCCGGGGCUUACUCGAUUUCGAUUUUGACCUGAAGUCAAAGGACAAUGCCAUGGGCCAUCGAACGAGCAACCUAUUGGAGGCAGCUUUACGUCUCGUACUCGAGAGAAAGAUACGGGGAAUAAUGUGGCUUUUAUCGAAAAUAUCUCCACGAGAAGUGUUAGUUAAAUCUCCAGACUCAGAGAGUGCUAUCUUGUGGGCAACACAAGUCCACCGCACAAUGCUUGCAGGUGGCAGACAUACAAGCUGUGGCGGCACAGGAGCUGGAGUUGGCGAGUGA